AUGGCCGGUACCAAAUUCUUGCUCGUCCUGUUGUAUUUAUUCUUUAAAAGUACCCGAUCAUCACUGCUCGACCGAAAUUUGGAUGUAUCGCAUGAGUUUGAGCUUUUUAUGAAAAACUAUAACCGGACGUAUCAAAACGACGCGGAAGAGUUGGAGCUCAGGAAGAAAUACUUUGCCCAGAAUUUGUUGAAUUUGGCGAUAUAUAAUGUUACCGAAAAAGCGGGAGGAGCAAUUUAUGGCAUUACAAGCUUUAUGGAUUGGUCUCAGGAGGAAAAGAAAGCGCUCCUUCUCGACCCAAAAUCAAUGCCGGAAAAAAAUUGCACUUGGGUCUACAAGAAUAGUCGCAACUCUUCGAAAAAUGACAAUGUCGAUUGGCGCGACACCGGAGCUGUUUCCGAUAUUAGAAACCAGGGACAAUGCGGAUCAUGCUGGGCUUUUGCCGCAACGGCCGCCGUGGAAAUUCAGGAAAAUUUUUGGAGCGGCCGAACGGGUUCGAAGAGGGUCGACUAUUCCGAGCAGUAUCUGAUCGAUUGCACCGACGCGGGCAGUUGCAAGGGUGGAUGGCCAGGGAAAGCGUUGAAGCGAAUCAAGCAAAAGGGAUUUGUUCGCGAAUCGGAAGUGCCGUACGAUGCGCACGACGAUCAAUGCCCACCACAUCUGCACUUCGAAUUCCCCGUAAACGACAUCUGGGAUGUGACGGGAAAUGUGGACCACAUCCUGGAAUGCGUUGACAUUGUUGGCCCGGUCACCGCAAGUUUCAAAGUCUGCGACGAUUUCUUCAGCUACAAAGGAGGUGUCUAUAAUCGCGAUUGCAAAGACAAGGCCGGCGGGCACGCGGUGACGAUCAUCGGAGCCGGCACAACUUCUGCUGGGGUCGACUACUGGUUGGUACGGAAUUCGUGGGGGAAGGCCUGGGGCGAGCAGGGCUAUUUUAAGAUCAAACGCGGCGUCGAUCUCUGCAGUUUCGAAAGCACUGCAAAUUUCUUGCCGAUUGUGAAUAUUUUG
Molecule: messenger RNA, 1005 nt
Organism: Mesorhabditis spiculigera
Lineage: Eukaryota; Metazoa; Nematoda; Chromadorea; Rhabditida; Rhabditidae
Source: the annotation of a GenBank genome assembly